Molecule: messenger RNA, 1306 nt
Organism: Medioppia subpectinata
Lineage: Eukaryota; Metazoa; Arthropoda; Arachnida; Sarcoptiformes; Oppiidae
Source: the annotation of a GenBank genome assembly
ACUUAUGUUAAACACCAAUUAAUUUCUCACUUAUCGUAUUGUUUGAACUAAUGUGACAUUUAGUGAAAAUCAAUUAAUAUUUGUUUAGCGAAUUGUUUUUGCUAAUAAAAACUAAUAUCAAACACACGUUUGUGGCAGUGAUUUGUGAACAUAGACUGUGAACGCAAUGCCGGGCUAUGAUUUGGACCGCUUUAUCGACUUAACGCAUAACGAGAGACAAGAGUUGACAUGUAGUAUAUGUCAGGACAUAUUCCGGUGUCCACUCGUCAGCCCCUGUUGUCAGCAAACUUUCUGCGAGGACUGUAUUAUCGGUUGGCUCUCAACCAACAGCACCUGUCCUUACGAUCGCAAAAAGUUAAAAUCAACUCAUUUGGUGCGACCGCCCAGGCUUGUGUUGAAUAUGUUGUCCAAUUUACGACUUCUUUGCCCCCACAAAGACAAGGGAUGCGAUGAAGUGCUGACCCUUGAAUGUCAUGACAACCAUAUAAUUACCUGUCGUUUCAAUAAGAAAACUUGCGGCAAAUGUUUGUGCGAAACACUCAGUGAACACAAUUGUGUCGAUAGUCUUCUCCAACAGAACCGAGUGCUCAGAGAAGACGUCCAAACGAUUAGCGAUUCAAAUCACUUAUUGAACGACAGAUUACGGGAAUGUAAACGAGAAAAGGAGACACUUUUGCAAACCAUUCACAAACUGACCACAAAGAGUCCCCUUUUGAAGGCGAAUAACUUUCCUAAACUAACAGAUUACCAGAUGAUAGUGGAGUCGAGACAAUACAGUAACGCACCGGUGGUCAGCCAUAGGGACACAUCGGAUGCGAUGACAGCGCAGAUCAUAUCGAUUGCCACACAAGCGUUGAAUUGCGAGCAAAAUGUGUUUGAUUUGUGCAAAACGAUUAAGGAGUCGAUUGAGUGCGAAAUGGACGGCCUCUGGCACUGCACCGCCUUUUACGAUGACAUCGGCAGCCAUUCCUUCACAUUUGACGACAUGUUUAUCAUAAACAUAACAAAGUUGUCACAACUGUUGAGAAGUGGCAAAAUAGCCGACGAGUUAAUCAUCGAAAAGAGUGAUAUGAGUGACGAUAACAUAUUUAUAGUUAAAGAGAUUGCCUUAAACUGUAUUAAAACGGCCGACAGUUUGACAGAUUUAGCCAAAUAUAUGAGCAAAGAGUUGUCCAAACGGGUGGACGGCGUUUGGCAUGUGUUUGCUUUCCGCACAUUUCUGGCCAACUGUUAUGUCUGUCCAAAAAUCGGUCGUUUCCUAAAUCUAACCAUUUCUGACUUAACUGUCGUUAUAUUUCAAGUUUAG